CCCCCGCACGGCGUUGCAUACGACGUUAAUCUUAUCAAGAGGUGGGAAACGAGAGCCAUUGUCUUGAAUGAGAAAGCCAUCGAGGUUAAUCGUUCGGAACACGCUUCCGCUGAAUGGGAAUCGAUUCCCAGGAUUAGGGAGGGAAUUUGGAGUAAGGGGGGAGGGAGAGACCAUUGGAUGGAGUAAGUCUUACUUCUUUUUUUCUUGCGGGGAGGAAAGAGGGCCAUAGAAAAGCGCUGGCGUUGACUGCGAAGGCCAAAUCUCAAAGCUGCGGCUCCAGAGAUUAAGGUUCGGCUGAGGACACCAGAAGCUUCCGCGGGCUUUAGGGGCCAUCAUGCCAAGGCAAAGAGGGGAGACUUGGGCCAGCCAGGAGACCACACACUUCCUCACCCUUUUGGGGGAAUUGAAGGUGCAGGAGCAGCUGAAUUCCUGCCACAGGAACCAGUCUGUCUACGAAGAGCUUGCCAAAAGCAUGGCCCAAUAUGGGUACAACCGCACUGCGCACCAGCUGCGCACCAAAGCCAAGGAUUUAAAGAGGCAGUACAGGCAACUUAAGGAGAACAAUGACCAACCCAGUGAAGCAAAUUCCUUCUGGAAAUACUAUGGCCUCUUGGAUAACAUCUGCUGCAAUGAUCGCCGCAUGAGACCAAAGGCAGCCACUUCUGCCGUGAAGGAUGAAAAGCAUACAGAGGAACAGAACGGUGCAUCGCAACCUGCAGGUCAGCUGCAUUCCAACAAGAGCCAGGGACCCAGGCUGCCCUGUGGUAGGUCUAGAGCCUCCCGAAGACUAUCAGUUACUUCCCUUGGUGCUUCUACCGGGAGCGCUUCGAUCGCCCAAGCACUACCAAGAAGAAUUCUACAGCGCCCAGCUGCCAGCACAAGAGCUAGAAAGUGUUGGUCUAUGAAACAGCUUCCUAAAGAAUUGCUACGCUGUAAUAGAAACAUGGAGGGCUUUCAGCAGUUCUUCCAAGACUACAUGGACAUAGAGAGGCAAGAGAGGGAGAAAAUCCAUAGGGAGGCUUCCAGAACCAGGAGGGAAAUCAAAACAAGUGCUAGUCAGAUGCGAGAAGUUAUUCUUGCGCAGGCGGAAGCCAUAAAUAGAGUGGCGGAAGCCAUAAACAGGUAUAACGAUCUGUAUGAAUGCACCAUCUCAGAACCAGACCCUCCCAGAGGGGAGAAACAAAUCUCGCACGUCAACAGCGGUCAAGUGGGAACAGCAGCCAAUCCAGCAGAAAGCCUUUCGCCCCACAGUUCACUUUGGCAGGUGAUGCAUCCAGGAAGUAUCCACUGUGCCCCUAGUGAAAAUUUGUUGGCAGAAGUUAUGGGAUAAUGGGUUAGAGUAUACCAAGGGUAAGACUGCCAUUUCUCUCCCUUUGCAGGGCUUCUGUGCUUUUAAUUGGAAUUCAGCAUGUACAACCUUGGGGAGUACUGGUUGUAUUCCUGUCUGUCACGCCACAUGAAGCCUUUUCACUAGUGAAAUAGUUGCUCUGGUCUAUGCCUGGAAGCAUAGACACACACAUGCGCACAGGAGGUUGUCAAAGGUUCCAGAGAAUUCCUACUUCUGAGUUUCUUUUAAUCCCCCCCCCAUUUUUUUUUAAAUGCCUUUUGGCAGCCCAAAUAAUGGCAGCUCUACCUAAGAAAGUUUGUUUUUAAAUGACUUGGACAAAGUGUGAUAGUGCUAGAAAUCAGCUGUUCAGCAUCUUGAAUUUUUACUAUACUUGCCUAUGUUGCUGUCUUUUGCUUGUUCUUGCACAAACGUUUCUUUACAUUUUUUAAAUAAAACAUCUGCUUGGUUUUACAUAA
Rhineura floridana is the source of this 1803-nucleotide messenger RNA. Its product is annotated as zinc finger and SCAN domain-containing protein 20-like. Gene Ontology annotation, cellular component: nuclear body. The record is from RefSeq and is a predicted model, not a curated record. NCBI's taxonomy places the organism in Eukaryota, Metazoa, Chordata, Lepidosauria, Squamata, Rhineuridae. Gene Ontology annotation, biological process: positive regulation of DNA-templated transcription. The transcript has 3 exons. Bases 335 to 1330 code for a protein of 331 amino acids.